UCGCUCUCGAGCAGUCGGAUCCCACGAGCUGGAGCGCCUAGCUUCAAAAGCAUCAGAAGCUGCAAUUAGAGCCACUGCCGAGAAAGGAGCACCCAUGGGCUGGAGGACGCGGAUGAGCCGCCUGGUUUCGCUGACAUUGCUGGCGACGCUCAUGGCCCGUGCGCUGGCGGAGGAUGUGCCGCAGGUGAACUGCGAGAUGCAGUCCCUUAGCGGACCUAGCUGGCGUUCCGGCACCAUCGGCAAGGUGUCCUGCCAAUGUCACGGUGGCGAGGGCAGGAAGAUGUCUGUGCGCAGGCAGGGCACAAUAGAAUCAACGGACUCGUACAACGGCACCGUGGUGCACAUGGAUGCGAAUCCCGCCAACGAGUGGGAGCGAAGGUAUGAGUGCCUUCUGGAUGGCGUCAGCCAGAGCCAUGUGUCCGUCCGAGUCUACGCCCUGCUAAAUGUUAAGGAUUUCGUGUGCCGCGACGAGGUCUAUCACUUGAGGUGCACCUUCAGCCGCAUGGAGAACGGCAAUUUCGAGAACAAAACCCACUACCAGCUGGCCAUGGGCAUGGUCAAGCCAGUCGACUGCAGGAAGUCGGAGGACGAACGCAGCAGGGGCAAAAUGGAGUGCUCCGUGCCCAUUGACCCGAACAGCCGUGCACCGGAAUGUAGGGUUUUCAGGCUGAUCAUGAGCGACACCUUGGGCAACCAGACCACGGUGCUCAGGCUCACACAAGCCGAAAUGGAGGUGCUGGAGUGGCCGCGGGGCAAGCACAACAUGAUACAAGCGCCCAACCAGACUUGCCUGGAGUGGAACGGACCCAUCAUUUACCCGAACCGAACCUUUGAACUGAACGUGCAGUUCCGCCACUCCAAGCUGCCCAACUUGUCCAGGAAUCUCACCGUUUUGCAGGAGCGAGCUGUCAGUGUUUUCGACCGGGUCUGCUUUGGAAACCCACCGGAGGGCAACCAGUUGUUCUACGUUAGCCUGAGGCGCCGUUUCCAUGGGUCCCCCUGGUCGGAAAGGUAUCCCGAGUUUGAACUCACCACGAAUGCAUCCUUGCCCGUCCGUCCGCCGCGGUUCCUGGCAAAUGGCUUCUCCCACGACCGUGCUAAAAGGGAGCUCAAGGUCUACUGGGUGCCGCUGGACGAGCUGGAGUUCAAUGGAGCCGAGCAGACAUACGUGGCGAGCACCAGAACCAAAGUGGCCACCACCCAGAGCAGGAUGCUCGCGAUCUUCAAGGACUGGGAUGACACGCAACCGGCCACAGUGUCUGUGUGGAGCAGCAACGCCGUGGGGCGAUCGCUGGAGAGCAGCCAGCUGACGGUGCCCAGACUGAGCGCCAUCCGGGAUCGACGGAUUUACCUGGAGAGCUACAACAAGACGAGCUUCAGACUCAGCUGGCAGGGGCCGGAGGAGCUGGGAAACUUCACUGGCUACAUAGUCUAUUGGUGCCCGCUGUCCAGCAAAGUGCACGAUGCCUGCGACGAUAGUUCCUCCAUCGAGACCACCUACGCCCGCGAGCCGGUGUACAAUUUCUCCGGGAUGCAUGGCGUGAUCCGGAUGGCCGUGGCGGCCAACUACAGCGACGGCCUGACCGCCGGGAUGCGCUGGUGGUCCGGUGACAGCGAGGUGCCCGAGAAGACAAAGAUCCUGCGAUACGUGAAGGGCAUCAUCGCUCUGAUUGUGCUUGGGGCACUCGCCGUGGCCGUUCACAAAAUGCGCCAAAUGGCGGACAUCCGGGUUGAGCUGCCGGAGAUGAAUGAAGUGUCCACGGUAAAUUCACUUGGCAGUGUACGCCUGUUCUAUCCCGCCAACGUUCCGCCAGAGAAGUUCUACGGCCCAGUGGGCAGAACCGUGACAUUUGCAGAAGAGGAGCCUCCGACGUGGCCGGACAUAGAAAUGGAGGAGGUGCCCAGACCGCAGCCCGUGCUCCAGGCCAAUCCGUACGUAACCAAUCAGUACGUGACCAUGAACGCAAUUGGCGCGCCCUGUGGCGAUGGGUACAUCAAGCCGCCACCCGUGCGCUGAAAUCUCCGGGGAGAUUGCUCUCCGCUCUUCUUGUAGUUCGCCAUUAGUAACUAGCCCAGCCCAGCACCGAAGACCACUAACCAGAAGCAUCCUCAUUAUUUAGUUAGUAUUACAACCGUAGGGUUACGCUUGCCACCCAUCUGCCAUCCUCUGAUGGAUCUAUUUAUGUACAUCGACAUGCAUGCGAUCGGCAUCACCACAUACACAUGCGAUCUAGCCGGGAUUAUGAGAUAGAAGCUCGUUCUGCUCCAGCUAAACACUAUUUCGUAUAUUUAAUAAAAAAAAUCUUGUACAGACCGAA
This is a messenger RNA of Drosophila sechellia, 2318 nucleotides long. RefSeq names its product eye transformer (gene et). The record is from RefSeq and is a predicted model, not a curated record. Gene Ontology annotation, cellular component: membrane. NCBI's taxonomy places the organism in Eukaryota, Metazoa, Arthropoda, Insecta, Diptera, Drosophilidae. Bases 95 to 2017 code for a protein of 640 amino acids. Gene Ontology annotation, molecular function: cytokine receptor activity; protein binding. The transcript has 3 exons.